Molecule: messenger RNA, 1523 nt
Organism: Monascus purpureus
Lineage: Eukaryota; Fungi; Ascomycota; Eurotiomycetes; Eurotiales; Aspergillaceae
Source: the annotation of a GenBank genome assembly
CGGGCUUUGACAAGUCACUGAGCUGCUCCCGGUCGCUCGGGCUUCUCUCAGUUCAAUUAUCACCGCAAUGUCUCGAUUUCUCGCAUCAUGGGCUCGAUGUCCAUUGUCAAGAGCUACCACCCGGCUAUCAACAUACACGGCGACGGAAUACGCCAAUAAUUGCAAAAGAUGUUUCUCGAGGAACUCGAUUCUACGUGCCGUGACUCCUUCCGCAGCCUACGAUAAUCCGCAGUCUCAAAAACGAAAUACGUCCACAUUAUAUUAUACGAUAAGUCUCAUCAUCGGAACCGUUGGUCUUGCCUAUGGCUCUGUUCCUCUAUAUAAGAUGAUAUGCCAACAGACCGGCUGGAACGGUCAACCGGUUCUUACGCAUAAAGGCGGAGAGGGCGAUACGGCGUCCCGGCUCAAACCAGUGACCGACUCGCGUCGACUCCGGAUAACAUUCAAUGGCUCGGUUUCCGAUGUUUUACCCUGGAAGUUCACCCCGCAGCAGCGAGAGGUCCGUGUUCUUCCCGGAGAGACUGCGCUUGCAUUCUACACGGCGACCAACAAGGGCCCCGCGGACAUCAUAGGCGUUGCGACCUACAGUGUGACUCCGGGUCAGGUAGCGCCGUACUUCAGCAAGAUUCAAUGUUUCUGUUUCGAGGAGCAGAAGCUCAACGCUGGGGAGUCGGUGGAUAUGCCGGUUUUCUUCUUUAUCGACCCCGAUUUUGCGAAGGACCCGGCCAUGAAGGGCAUUGAUACUAUUACGCUGUCCUAUACAUUUUUCAAGGCGCGAUAUGACGACAAUGGCGUUCUCAAACCCGUAGAUUCAAAAUAAGUACAUAAACUACGAUGACGGGUGGAAAGUCCGAGGACCGGUGGGAAGGUCGCGGGCCACGCAGCUUGCAUUACUAUUACUCAGUAAGUGCAGCGGAGGUCAUCCGAAAGGCCUGAAAGUUACGCGUGAUGUCAACCCGUGCGAUAUUCCAAGGCUCGUGCGAUUUCGCUGAAACAGCCUGGGAAGAAAUUUUCCUAUGUCAUUCGAGAGGCCUUCUUUCUUCCCCCUGAAGACCUAUCUCCUCUCUAGCGGCUCUAGGUAUUGUUGCGGGUGAGUCGGCUCCAAAGCCGACCCAAGGAGUUAUUUUUCUGUACUAUACGGAGUAUUGGGCCCAUAAUGAGAUUCUUGGUGUGUAUAUGAUGUUGGAUGGCUACCAUGUUACCAUAUUCAACCAGUGUACUAUAACAUGCGGACAAACGCAAAAAUGGGAUUCAUGACUGGACUGGAGCACUUCGGUCGGACCAUGUCCGUGGGUAUGUAUGUAUGUAUGGCUACACACAGCCGGUGCAUCUAACGAGGGAAACGAGGGAGCCGAAUGCAACACUGCCAUGCCGCAUGUAACAUCGGAAGCCCAAGAGGAAACUCAAUCGCUAGAUGAGUAGAUAUUGUGCGAACCCCACAAAGUCCAACGUCCCCGGCAUGAAGGUUAAGGGGCCUAUGGAGAAAUUAUGGAUUCGGCACGGAGUAGCGGUGCCGCGGUUGC